AUGGGAGUUGUGAUAAUGUGUACUACUUUAAUAGAAAGGAAACCUUGGGAGUUUGUUGAAGCUACUUAUACUCCUGAAGCUGAGUUGGAUGUCUACAUUGACCACCAAAAUGAUCCAAUCCUUGAUUGGGCUGAAAAUGAGGUGUUAUCAGAUGGUAAUUGGUAUGAUUUGGAUGACAACGAAGAAGAGGAUGACAAUGAAGAAGAGGAUCACAAGGAAGAAGAGGAUGACAGUGAUGAAGAUGAUAACUUGGAUGAUAUUAUGGCAUAUGAGCAAGAAGUUGAUGAAGAAGUCCAUACCUUUAACAAAACUGUUGGUGACGAUUUUUUAAACAAACUUUCAGGUAAGCUUAGUGAUGAUAAUCAACCUAAUGAUGGAAAAGAUGAUGAGGUUGUAUUCCCUGUCCAUGAUGAGAAUCAAGAAUGGGAUCAGAUGGUGCCAAUUCUAGGUUACUGGCGAAGUGUUGUAAAGGUAAGAAGAACAAGAAGAAUAAAGGUUGCCCCUUUAGGUUGUGGGCAACCUGGAUGA
Molecule: messenger RNA, 528 nt
Organism: Lactuca sativa (garden lettuce)
Lineage: Eukaryota; Viridiplantae; Streptophyta; Magnoliopsida; Asterales; Asteraceae
Source: RefSeq, a predicted model, not a curated record